AUCACUCCUCCAGGGCGCACGGACUGGAGGACGCGCGUAAAAGCAACCGAGCUGCUUCACUCUAACAGUGAACGACAGCGCUGAGCUCCUCCGAUGUAAAGUUUGGACUCUCCUUCGUAUUUUUAGGAGCGAUUCUUUUGUUUUGAUCCUCAGCGGAGGUUUUCUCCUGUGUGGCGAACCGGAGGUGUGUUUUUCUCUAUGAUGCUUGGAUAUCUCAGGAGUGUUUGCUCCACGCUUUGGAUACAUAAUGUGAGGAUUUGUGUCGGAGUAAACAAAGACGCUGCGUAAAGGAAAACCAGAACUGCCUAGUGUGACCAGAGAGGCUCGUUUUAAACCCUUAAAGUGCGGAAUGGGGCCGUCACUCACGCUGCUUCUCGUUGCUUUAUUCGGCUGGGCUGAAGGUGGCUCCUCUCUUCACUACUCGGACAGUCGGUCCAGCCGUCUCUCUCUGGAGAAAACCUUCGGCCGGACGCUCAAAGACUCCCAGUGUCAGCACAUGUUGAAGCACCUUCACAAUGGAGCCCGAAUCACCGUGCAGAUGCCUCCCAACGUGGAGGGUCACUGGGUGUCCACCAGCUGUGAGGUGAGACCAGGCCCAGAGUUCCUGACACGCUCCUACAGUUUCUACCCCAACAACACCUUCCAGGCUCACCAGUUCUACUACGAGGACAACCACUGCACCAAACCCACCUACACCCUGGUGAUCCGCGGCCGCCUGCGCCUACGCCAGGCCUCCUGGAUCAUCCGCGGCGGCACAGAGGCAGAGUACCACCUCCACCGCGUCCAGAUGGUUUGUCACACUGCCACCGUGGCCAAAGAGCUCAGCCAGAGGCUCAACCGCAGCUGCAGAGGAGCCGUGAAGGGACCCUGGGAGCCCAGUGUGAUGUACGAGCUGUGGAGCGAGGAGGGCGGGUUCGACUGCUCCAGGGAGCUUAACUUCGCCAUGCACGAGCUGCAGCUGCUGAGGGUGGAGAAGCAGUACCUGCAUCACAACCUGGACCACCUGGUGGAGGAGCUGUUCCUGGGGGACAUUCACACCGAGCCGUCACAGAGGCUGUACUACAAGCCGUCCAGCUACCAGACCGCCCUGCAAAACGCCAAGAACCACGACCACGGCUGCAUCGCCUGUCGCAUCAUCUAUCGCUCCGAUGAGUUUCACCCUCCCAUCCUGCCGCCGCGGGCCGACCUGACCGUCGGGCUGUACGGUCAGUGGGUGAGCCAGCGCUGUGAAGUUCGCCCCGAGGUCCUCUUCCUCACCCGUCACUUCAUCUUCCAUGAUAACAACCACACCUGGGAGGGCCACUACUACCACUACUCAGACCCCGUCUGCAAACACCCCACCUUCACCAUCUACGCCCGCGGACGCUACAGCCGGGGGCUUCACUCCACCCGCGUCAUGGGCGGGACAGAUUUUGUCUUUAAAGUGAACCACAUGAGAGUGACGCCCAUGGACUUUGCCACCACGUCCCUCCUGAACGUCUUCAACGGUAACGAGUGUGGAGUGCAGGGUUCCUGGCAGGUCGGGGUGGAACAGGACGUCACUUUGACCAACGGCUGUGUUGCACUGGGCAUCCGGCUCCCCCACACAGAGUACGAGCUUUUCCGCAUGGAACAGGAUGCACACGGCCGUUACCUGCUCUACAACGGCCAGCGUCCCAGCGACGGCUCCAGCCCAGACCGACCCGAGAAGCGGGCCACCUCCUACCAGAUGCCCCUGGUGCAGUGUUCAGCGAGCAGCCAGCCGUCCGAGUACAGCAGAGCGGACGACAUCGACAGGCCUCUUCUGCGCCACAAUGACGUCACAGGAUGGCACCGAGGCAGCCAGCAACACAUCACUGUGGCUUUUGUCUCAUUUAUCACGUCUCUUUUUUUUUGUUUUUCUACAUAAAGACGCAACAGGACGAGAGUGUGGAUUACAAGAGCAAAUAUAAACUUCCCUGAUGUCAAAGAGGAUGAAAACUGGUGCCCCUGAUCCUCUGGACUCCUUCCCAGGUACCAAAGACACUGCUGCACCACAGAAACUUUAGCACUUUAGAGUGGAACCAAAGACCAACCUUUCUGUGUUUCCACAUAUAUACAAAGAUUAUAUAUCCACACAGACCUGAGACUAUGUUUUAUACAGCGUAUUUACCUACAGUUACCAAGGCAUUUCUUGCUACUGCAAAAAGACAAUUUUUCUAUGAUUAACUCUUGACAAUAAGCACCCUGUCUCGAAGAGACGUGCUUGUGGAUAGUGACUGUUUACAGUAAAAGGGAACUUUGAAUACUAAUAUAACAGCAAUUUCUUUAAAUAUCGCCUUACAUAACAACAAACUCAGGAGCUGUUUUCUGUCAUCUAUUCCACAUUAAGAUCAUGAUGCUAUUUUGGAUACAAUAAAAGUCAAAUUCCAUGCAUUUUAAA
This is a messenger RNA of Plectropomus leopardus (leopard coralgrouper), 2401 nucleotides long. RefSeq names its product protein APCDD1-like. The record is from RefSeq and is a predicted model, not a curated record. Gene Ontology annotation, biological process: negative regulation of Wnt signaling pathway. Gene Ontology annotation, cellular component: plasma membrane. NCBI's taxonomy places the organism in Eukaryota, Metazoa, Chordata, Actinopteri, Perciformes, Serranidae. Gene Ontology annotation, molecular function: Wnt-protein binding.